AUGAAAUCAUCACCUCACAGCCACGUCCUUCCAUGGGAGUCCUCCGUGGCCAUAUCGCGCGCCAAAACCCGCAAAGCAAAGCAAAGCAAAGCAAAGGAUGACUCUGCUUUGGAAUACACCAAACCAAUCAGUGUCCCGGGCGCAUUCCCCACAACAAGUCCUACAGAAGAACCAACAAUACCUACACGCCAAACACUGCCCGGUAAGGUCUUAAAGCUGUUCGUACGACAACAGCUCGGCGAUUUAGCCCAGCUUGGAGAGGAAGGCGUAAUGGGGUUUCAAGAUGAGACUGGUUCGAGUUCGGGAUCAAAUGUCAAACACGGGGGAGGUGGAAGUGGAACUGGGGAUGAUGGGGAUCCACCCAUAACCAAAACCUGA
Penicillium robsamsonii is the source of this 378-nucleotide messenger RNA. RefSeq lists its product as uncharacterized. Bases 1 to 378 code for a protein of 125 amino acids. The record is from RefSeq and is a predicted model, not a curated record. Lineage: Eukaryota; Fungi; Ascomycota; Eurotiomycetes; Eurotiales; Aspergillaceae. The transcript has a single exon.